AUGGAAAAUAUGCUCAUUAAGGAUAAACUUGUUACUAAUAUUGAUUCUACUACAAAUAUUGAUUCUAUUGCAAACAUUUCUAUUGAUGAUGAUUUUGAUGAUGCUGGUUUAAACGAUGAUAACAAUGUUGAUUUAGAUGAUGACGAUGAUGACAACGAUAACGACAACGAUGAUGAUGAUGAGGGGGAAAGAAACAAUAUUGAUGAUGGUUUUGUUGAGGUAAAUUUGAAUGUCCCAUGUCUUGAAAAUAGAACUUUUGAUGAUUCCUUUGACGAUGCAUACAUAUGUAAUGUUCUUGAUGCUAGUUAUGCACCUCACACUCUUGAAGAUAACCAUUUACCACGUCCUCGUGUAUCCCCUAGUGAUCAUUAUAAUGAAAGAAGUCAUGUUAGUAGUACACCAUGCUCAAAUGCAACAAGUAUUGAUGAAGAUAUUUUUUGUGUUGGUCAAUAUUUUGUGGAUAAGAAAGAGUUGAAGAUGAAAGUACACAUGCUUACUAUACGACGAAACUUUGAAUUCAAAGUGAAAAAAUCAAAUAAGAAAUUAGUGGUUUUGGUUUGUGUUGACCCCAAUUGUAAGUGGAGAAUUCGUGCGACAAAGACAUGUGCAACAGGUUUGUUUGUUAUUCGCAAGCAUUGUAAUGAACACACUUGUUCUUUAGAAAUGCGACAAAAUCAUCAUCGGCAAGCAACUUGUUCUAUUAUUGCAGAGCACUUGAAAGCGAGAUAUGAAGGUGUGAAAAAAGGUCCAAAUCCAGCACAAAUAGUUAAUGAGAUGAACAAGAAUCUUGGUGUAAAGUGUAGUUAUUGGAAGGCAAGAAAGUGUGCACAUGAACUUAUAAGGGGUUUAGCGGCAAACAGUUAUCCAAAACUCCCAUCUUACUUGUACAUGGUCCAAAAGUCUAAUCCUGGUACGUACACUAGAUUAAUUGUUGAUGAAGAACAGAAAUUCAAAUAUUUAUUUUUGUCUUUGGGAGUAUCCAUUAGAGGUUUUCGUUACAUGAGAAAAUUUAUAUCUAUUGAUGGAACUCAUUUGAAAAACCAAUUUGGAGGAAAUUUACUCAUUGCAACUGCACAAGAUGGAAAUUUUCAAAUUUAUCCUCUUGCUUUUGGUAUUGUUGAUUCUGAGAAUGAUGCAUCUUGGAAUUGGUUUUUGACAUGCUUACGAGAUCAAGUGCAUGAUACUACUGAUUUAGUGUUUAUAUCUGAUACACACAAAAGCACUAUAAAGGGAGUUCGAAAUGUAUUUAAAAAUGCUUACCAUGGAGCUUGUAUGUGGCAUCUUGGAAAAAAUAUAAAGACAAAAUUUAGUGGUAAAGGUUUGAAAAAGUUGUUUGAGAAGACGGCAAAAGCGUACAGAGUUUCAGAGUUCACAAAAUUAUUUGCCGAGAUUUCUACAAAAAAACCAAGUCUGGCAACAUACCUGAAGAAUGCAUCUUUUGAAAGCUGGUCCAGAUGUCAUUUCCAUGGUAAUCGAUACAACAUCAUGACCACCAACAAUUCUGAGUCAUUGAACCAAGUUUUUAGAGAAGCUCGAGAAUGGCCCAUCAUUCCUUUAUUGGAGGAAAUUAUCACUACACUCUCCAGAUGGUUCUAUGAGAGAAGGACAAAUGAAAAUUAUUGUCCAACACCACUUACAAUUGACGCAGAAGAUAUAAUGAGACAAAGAUACGAACAAUCAAGGUACAUGAGAGUUACACCCAUUAAUCUAAGUGAGUUCCAUGUUAAAGGUGAGCCACUAGACGGUCUAGUUAAUAUUGAGGAACAUUCUUGUACAUGUCAAGAGUUUGACAUUGAUAAGAUUCCAUGUAUUCAUGGCAUCGCUGCAGCAAUGCAUCGUGGAGUAAAUGUUUAUAGUCUAUGCUCAAAAUUCUACACGACUGAAUUUUGGAGGAUGGCUUAUGCAGAAUCUAUUUACCCUUUACCACCUGAAAUAGAAUGGCUUCUUCCAGAAGAGGUUAAGUCUCAAGUCAUUAUCAAACCAGUUAAGUUAAUUCCCCCAUGGAGACCAAAGAAUAAACGAAUUCCUUCGAGAGGAGAGUUUCCAAAGGAGAAAAGUAAUUCUGCACCUGAAUCGUCAUCAAAGAAAGUAAAGGGUAAGGUUUCUGAUGUUGAUGGGGGAAAAAGCAACGGAAGUGUUCCAAUUGUGGAUGUUAUGGGCACAGCAAAACCACAUGCAAGAAGCAGUCGAAAUUUUAGACAAGCUGUCGAAAUCUUUAGACAGGCAGUCGAAAUUUUAGACAAGCUGUCGAAAGCUUUAGACAGGCAGUCGAAAUUUUAG
This is a messenger RNA of Humulus lupulus (European hop), 2280 nucleotides long. RefSeq lists its product as uncharacterized. The record is from RefSeq and is a predicted model, not a curated record. NCBI's taxonomy places the organism in Eukaryota, Viridiplantae, Streptophyta, Magnoliopsida, Rosales, Cannabaceae. The transcript is spliced from 2 exons. Bases 1 to 2280 code for a protein of 759 amino acids. Gene Ontology annotation, molecular function: zinc ion binding.